Molecule: messenger RNA, 825 nt
Organism: Megalops cyprinoides (Indo-Pacific tarpon)
Lineage: Eukaryota; Metazoa; Chordata; Actinopteri; Elopiformes; Megalopidae
Exons: 4
Coding region: 1-825 (274 amino acids)
Source: RefSeq, a predicted model, not a curated record
AUGCCACCCACCACCACCUCUAAAAUGAAAGCCAGGGAGCAGGUGGAGGCAUGGGACCAUGUGGCGCACCGAGACCCCCAGAAUGCACUGAGGCUUGGAGUGAUAUUUGCCUCCCUCCCACGGAUCGGACGCUACUGCCAUCGACUAACAAAUGGAUUACUAGCUUCCCAGCUGGUGUGCAAGGCUCCCACGUCUCCAAAGCAGAAGUGCACUCAGGGGGAGCAGGGGGCGAUGCUGGUGGUGUGUGCAUCAGUUCAUCUGAAAGCCGAUCAGGAGCAGGUCACGGGCAUGGAGAGCCAAUCAGCUCUCCUCCCUGCAGUGUACACUGUCACGGGCAGCCCGCCAUCUUUCCUGGUCUUGACCUGGACCUCCAGCAACUCCACGGUCAUUGUGAACACAGUCAGAUUCACUGCAGGGAGGGUGGCCAUAAAGGAGAACAAGGAGUUUGUCCCUCUGCACUACAAGGAAAGAGUGCACAUAUAUCCAGCAAACGGGUCCCUCCUCCUCCGUAACAUCACCCAGGAAGAUGCUGGAGUCUACACCCUCACUGUCAAAGACUCCAGCACUGGCAUGGAGCAAACCGCUGCAGUCAAAUUAACCAUCUUACCAAAUGAAGGGCUCAUGGAGUUUUUCCCAGACUCUUACCGGGACAACAUUUCCACUGUCACCAAUCUGUCGGCGUGUAACCACACCCUGUCGCAUGGAAACCCUGUUGUCCUAGCAAUUGUCCUGCGCACCUCCUCGCUGGGCAUCUCCGCCCUCAUCCUGACGUCCAUCUGCCUGAUCGCUAAGGCGAUGUCCUACAGGGAGGUGGAUCUCUUUUAG